Dermochelys coriacea (leatherback sea turtle) is the source of this 2217-nucleotide messenger RNA. It is a transcript of the gene AGK, whose product is annotated as acylglycerol kinase. Gene Ontology annotation, molecular function: ceramide kinase activity; acylglycerol kinase activity; ATP-dependent diacylglycerol kinase activity. The coding region runs from base 296 to 1576 and encodes 426 amino acids. The transcript has 16 exons. NCBI's taxonomy places the organism in Eukaryota, Metazoa, Chordata, Testudines, Dermochelyidae. The record is from RefSeq and is a predicted model, not a curated record. Gene Ontology annotation, biological process: protein insertion into mitochondrial inner membrane; ceramide biosynthetic process. Gene Ontology annotation, cellular component: mitochondrion; TIM22 mitochondrial import inner membrane insertion complex.
GCAGGAGGCUGGGCCCCAGAAGGGCGCCCCUUAAACCAGGCCAGGCGGCCGAGGGCCGCAGUCAGCCCAGCCCAGCCCCGCGGCCCCGGAACCGAGCGCCGCGGGAGCUGUUUCCAGCGGGGACCGUGCGCGGGCGGCGGCAGGAAGGAGGCUGAGGCGUGUGCGGGGGCUGCGGGGACCAGGGCCCGGCUGCGCAUCCGAAGCCCCCGCCCGGCAGAGGCUGCAGACUCAUCACACUGAGACUUCCAAGUUCUCAUCUUCCAUCCUCUUCCUGCAUUGCCUUGUGAAGAUAGACAUGGCCAGGGUGGUCAGAAUGUUUAAAACCUUCAAGACUCACUGGAAGAAAACCACAGUUGGGGUCUGCUUGCUCACCUGGGGAGGAAACUGGCUCUAUGGAAAACACUGUGAUAACCUGCUAAGGAGAGCUGCAUGCCAGGAAGCCCAGGUGUUUGGCAACCAGCUGAUUCCUUCCAACAUGCAGGUGAAGAAAGCAACAGUUUUCCUCAACCCAGCAGCUUGCAAAGGAAAAGCAAGAAACCUUUUUGAAAAGAAUGCUGCCCCAAUUUUACAUUUAUCUGGCUUGGAUAUAACCAUAGUUAAGACAGAUUACGAAGGACAAGCAAAAAAGCUGCUGGAAUUGAUGGAAAAUACGGACCUGAUCAUUAUUGCAGGAGGGGAUGGAACUGUACAGGAGGUCAUAACCGGACUCCUCCGCAGAGCAGAUGAGGCUACCUUCAGUAAGAUUCCUAUUGGAUUCAUUCCCCUUGGAAAGACCUGUACUCUGAGCCAAACUCUCUACCUUGGAAGCUUAAACCAAGUCCAACGCAUUGCUGAUGCUACAUUGGCCAUUCUGAAGGGAGAUACUGUUUCACUUGAUGUACUGCAGAUCAAGGGAGAGAAGGAGCAGCCAGUGUUUGCAGUGACUGGAUUAAGAUGGGGAUCCUACAGAGAUGCAGGAGUUAAAGUUAGCAAAUACUGGUAUCUCGGGCCUCUGAAAACCAAAGCAGCUCAUUUUUUCAGUACACUGAAGGAAUGGCCUCAGAAACAUCAAGCAUCCCUUACAUAUUUGGGCCCAACCAAGAGACCCCCUGAGGAGCCGAAAGAGAAGCCGUCCAGACCCUCUUUGUAUGUGAGGAUUUACAGAAGGCUUUCACUGUACUGGGCAUCUCCCCAAAAGGAAAUCCCCCAGGAGGCAACCCUGGAGGCCUGGGAAGAAAUGCAGCUGUCCACCAUUGAACUCUUCAUCACGACUCAGAACAGGCAGCUUGACCUGACACGCACGGAAGACUCCAUGAAUAUUUGCAUUGAAUCAGAUACAGUCAGCAAGGGAGACUUCAUAAAUAGGGGAAGUCAAAAGAUGUGUGACCCCCAGUUGUGCCCUGAAGGAAGUCAGUGUAUCCAAGCCAGCAGAUGUAUCUUGCAGCUUCCAGAGAGACCUGAUGUGCCUUGUGGAGAAAUGAGGUCCAUACCCUGGCAGAGUGGCCCUUCCCAGGAGUUGACAGAAUCUUUGGCACUCUGCUCUUCUGGUAAAGUCCUCACCCAGGCAACUGGACUGAAUAAUGAAUGUUUUCAUUAGCCAGCAUCCUCGUUCACACAUGACUUCAACAUCAUCACAAUCUGUGGCUUUGAAAAUACCUGCAAAAACUGUCGGGCUCAGGGCUGGAUACAGUCAAGACAGACUCUGUUUACUCCCUAACUGCUGAUGAGGUCUUUAAUAAUAGAAGGCAAGCACAUGAUUUAUGUACAAAAGUAAACCCAUUACCAUGUUGAUGGACUGGCAUUAAUCACUGCUGAUUUUGUGUAUGUGUCAAUGUAAAAUAGAGGUCUGAGCGGGAUUGUUUUGAACCAAAAUAAUCACUGUUUAAUUUUUUUUCAAUCUCAAAGAAAAACUCAGCCCAGCUGUAAAUAGUAAUUCCAAGGGCAAAGAAUCCUUAAAUCUAAACAAUGCAGAUCAUUAAAGGGAUCUAGCUUUUAAUUCCUGCCAAAUUGCCAAUUAGUUACUAAGCGAGGUAAUAUUUUACAUGACAGUUGGUUAAUACAGAAUGUGCAGCCAGUAACAGCUCUCUAUGUAUUGGUGUGGCUAAACAGGCUGAAAGGCAGAGGGGGUCAAGACGCAGUAAAGAACUCAGCAGCACUCUGAAGUGGAGACAUAAGUGUGUCCAGGAACCACUGUUACAGCAUCACUGUAACAAUUGAUUCACUAUUAUGUCUGACCUA